AUGCGCCGUUCCAUUCCCCCCCAUGGCUUCACUAGCCUAGCCUUGGUGGCGGCGGGCCUCUUCCCACCCGUGCUGGCCGAUACAUCUCAAGUCCAGACCAUCGCCGUCGACGGCACCUCCUUUGCCCUCAACGGCGAGGGUGUAUCGUACCGCUUUCACGUUGACAACAUGACGGGCGAUCUUCUCGGCGAUCAUUUUGGUGGUCUCGUCCCCGAAAACGGGCUCAUGCAGCCCAUCGGCCCCAUUCAGGGCUGGGUGACGGUCAUUGGGCGGCAGCAGCGCGAGUUCCCGGACCUGGGCCGCGGCGACUUUCGCACGCCGGCGUUCCAGGUCCAGCAGGCGUCGGGCACAACGGUCAGCGCACUCAAGUACCAGUCGCAUGAGACGAUGAGUGGGAAGCCCGCGCUCAAGGGCUUGCCGUCGACGUUUGGCGGCGACGAGAACGUGUCAACGGUCGUGGUGCACAUGUACGAUAAUUACAGCGCCAUCGCCGUGGACCUCAUGUACAGCAUCUUUCCCCAAUAUGAUGCUAUUGUCCGCAGCGUCAACCUGACCAACAAGAGCAAUGGAAGCAUUACUCUAAACAAGCUCUCGAGCUUCAGCGUGGACUUGCCGUUUGGCGAAUACGACAUGGUUCAUCUGAAUGGUGAUUGGUACCGCGAGGCUCACAAGGUCCGCCGCCGCGUCGAGUACGGCUCGCAGGGAUUCGCUAGCAAUGCGGGCUACUCAUCCGCCCAGCACAAUCCCUUCAUGGCUCUCGUCGACCCCAGCACCACCGAGACGCAAGGCCAGGCCUGGGGGUUUUCGCUUGUCUAUACGGGUGCGCACUCGUUUGAAGUCGAGAGGGGAUCCGAGGGCCUGACGCGGGCCAUGAUGGGUGUCAACCCGCUAUCCUUUUCCUGGCCGCUGGCGCCCGGCGAGACGUUUACGUCGCCCGAGGUCGUCGCCGUCUACUCGGACCAAGGUUUGGGCGGCAUGUCGCGCAAGUUCCAUCGCCUGUACCGAAACCACUUGAUCAAGAGCAAGUUUGCGACAGAGACGCGGCCGGCGCUGCUCAACAGUUGGGAAGGCUUGUACUUUGACUACAAUGAGACGACGAUUGCGCGAUUGGCGCAGCAGACGGCAGAAUUGGGCGUGCGCAUGUUUGUCCUCGACGAUGGCUGGUUCGGCGACAAGUACCCACGCGUGUCGGACAAUGCUGGGCUGGGCGACUGGGUGCCAAAUCCUGCGCGGUUCCCAUCGGGUUUUGACAAGCUCAUAAACAACGUCACGCACCUCAAAUCGGGCAACUCGUCCCAGGACCUCAAGUUUGGCUUGUGGUUCGAGCCAGAGAUGGUCAAUCCGAACUCGACGCUCUACGUGAAACACCCGGACUGGGCCAUGCAUGCGGGCGACUAUCCGCGUACGCUGGCGCGCAAUCAGCUAGUGCUCAACUUGGCACUGCCAGAAGUGCAGGACUAUAUUGUCGACGCGGUGUCCAAGAUUCUCAAGAGCGGUGCUAUUUCCUAUGUCAAAUGGGAUAACAAUCGUGGCAUCCACGAGAUGCCCCAUCCGUACACAGAUCAUCAAUAUAUGCUGGGUGUCUAUCGAGUGUAUGACAGACUCACGACUGCAUUUCCGGACAUCCUCUGGGAGGGCUGUGCCUCUGGCGGCGCUCGUUUCGACCCGGGCAUCCUACAGUACUUCCCGCAGGUAUGGACCUCUGACGACACGGAUGCAGUGGAGCGCAUCACGAUUCAAAUGGGCACGUCUCUGGUGUACCCGCCGUCGGCCAUGGCCGCACAUGUUGCCGCGGUGCCAAACGGUCUUACGCAGCGUACCACGUCGCUCAGCUUCCGCGCGCACGUUGCCAUGAUGGCGGGAUCUUUCGGUUUCGAGCUGAACCCGGCGCACUUGGAUGAGGAACACCGCAAGAUGAUACCGGGCAUCUUGGCGCUGCAAGAGAAGAUCAAUCCCAUCGUGGUCAAGGGCGACGUGUGGCGGCUCAAUUUGCCCGACGACUCCAACUGGCCGGCGACGCUCUUUGUUUCCGAGAACGGCACGCAGGCGGUGCUCUUUUACUUUCAGCUCAAGGCGCACUUCAACAACUUAUUCCCGACAAUCAAGUUGCAGGGGCUGGAUCCGCAGGCCAGCUACCGCGUCGACGGUAACAUGACGCUGUCGGGAUCAACGCUGAUGCGGUUCGGGCUGCAGUAUACGUUUGAGGGGGAUAAUCAGAGCCGGGUGGUGAUGCUGGAGAAAGUUAGGUGA
Beauveria bassiana ARSEF 2860 is the source of this 2250-nucleotide messenger RNA. RefSeq names its product Glycoside hydrolase, family 36. The record is from RefSeq and is a predicted model, not a curated record. Bases 1 to 2250 code for a protein of 749 amino acids. Gene Ontology annotation, molecular function: alpha-galactosidase activity. Gene Ontology annotation, biological process: carbohydrate catabolic process. The transcript has 3 exons. Lineage: Eukaryota; Fungi; Ascomycota; Sordariomycetes; Hypocreales; Cordycipitaceae.